Gracilinanus agilis (Agile Gracile Mouse Opossum) is the source of this 777-nucleotide messenger RNA. RefSeq names its product zinc finger protein 358-like. Bases 1 to 777 code for a protein of 258 amino acids. NCBI's taxonomy places the organism in Eukaryota, Metazoa, Chordata, Mammalia, Didelphimorphia, Didelphidae. The record is from RefSeq and is a predicted model, not a curated record. Gene Ontology annotation, cellular component: nucleus. The transcript is spliced from 5 exons.
AUGGGUUCUUCUUGUGUAGGCUUUACAGGGGAUCCAGCCCUGGCUGUGAGGAGCCUUGGAGGCAAAUGGGCUGAGAGGGCCCCAUCCCCAGACCCUGACCCCGAAGCCAGCUCCUCCCCUGCCUUCUCUGAGGGUGGCCUCCUUGGGCUCCAGGGUCUGGUCAGCCUCUCCUGGGAUGGUCGCUGCCCCCAGCCCCAGCUCCAGUCUCGGCCUGAGACCCGAGUCACUUCCCCAAGUCCAGAGCUACAACUGUUGUCACCGCCCACGGCACAGGCCCCUCAGCGAUUCAAGGAGAGACUGUUUCCCUGUGGCGUGUGCGGGAAGAGUUUCCGGCGCUCCUCGACUCUGUCCACACACCUGCUCAUCCACUCGGGCACGCGGCCCCACCCCUGCCCCUUCUGCGCCAAGCGCUUCCACCAGAAAUCCGACAUGAAGAAGCACACCUUCAUCCACACUGGAGAGAAGCCCCAUCGCUGUGGAGUGUGUGGAAAAUCCUUCAGCCAGAGCUCCAACCUGCUCACUCACUGUCGACAGCAUGGGGGCACCCGGAGCCUGCCCCAGCGUCCAAAACGCCCACCCUCACAGGGAUCCUCGGGCCUCCCAGAGUCUCCUGCCACCUCCCUGGGGGUCCUGAGCCCCCAGGGGGAAGGAAGACACCUGCUCCUAAAGCCCGGUUCUCCUGCUCAGCCGCCCCUUCACCCCUCCCCUGCUAAGGAAAACAAGCAAAAUGCAGGGGCCUUCGGGCCGGAGGGCGCCGUGGUCCUUUGCGUGGAAUAG